Messenger RNA from Prosopis cineraria, 2490 nucleotides. Its product is annotated as DEAD-box ATP-dependent RNA helicase 7-like. Lineage: Eukaryota; Viridiplantae; Streptophyta; Magnoliopsida; Fabales; Fabaceae. Gene Ontology annotation, molecular function: ATP binding; RNA binding; helicase activity. The transcript is spliced from 14 exons. The coding region runs from base 106 to 2175 and encodes 689 amino acids. The record is from RefSeq and is a predicted model, not a curated record.
UCUCUUUCGUCUCCUGCUUCUGCGAGUCACUGCCAUAACCUAAUUGAAGCAGGAGCCUCCGUCUCCCUUUGACACCCAGAAGUUUCUUGUUCGUAUCUGCAAGCCAUGCCUUCUCUACCUGUCUCUGAUGUUAUUCUCUCUGAGACUCCCAAAGAUAAAAAGGAGAAGAAGAAGAAGAUAAAGAACGAGGCUCCAAUUGAAGAUGGGGUUACGGUGAAGAAGAAGAAGGAGAGCAAGAAGCGUAAAGCUUUGGAUGCUGAGAAGAUGGCGAGUGAGGAUGAUGUAAAGAGUGAGACGAGUUCUGAGUUGGUUGAGCCUGAUAGUGUGAAAUCUAAGAGUGAGGAGAAGAGGAAGAAGAAAAAGGCUAAGUUGGACGAGCCUGAAGUUCAAGGGGAAGAGGUUGAGAAGGAGAAUCCUAAUGCAAUUUCGAACUUUAGGAUAUCGGCGCCGUUGAGGGCCAAGUUGAAAGAGAAGGGGAUUGAAUCGUUAUUUCCCAUCCAGGCGAUGACUUUUGAUACCAUCCUAGACGGCUCUGAUCUGGUUGGUCGAGCUCGCACUGGGCAGGGUAAGACUCUUGCCUUUGUGCUACCCAUAUUAGAGUCUUUAAUAAAUGGUCCUGCAAAAGCAGCCAGAAAGACUGGAUAUGGAAGCGCUCCUUGUGUUCUUGUGCUCUUACCUACUAGAGAAUUGGCCAACCAGGUGUUUGCUGAUUUUGAAGUUUAUGGUGGGGCACUGGGAUUGGCCUCUUGUGUUUUAUAUGGUGGAGCUCCAUAUCAAGCACAAGAAUUUAAACUCAAGAGGGGUGUUGAUAUUGUUGUUGGAACUCCAGGACGCAUAAAAGAUCAUUUAGAGAGGAAAAAUCUUGACCUGAGCCAACUAAGGUUCCGUGUACUGGAUGAAGCGGAUGAGAUGCUGAGGAUGGGUUUCGUUGAAGAUGUUGAACUCAUUUUGGGUAAAGUAGAGGAUGUUAGUAAAGUUCAGACACUUCUUUUCAGUGCUACUUUGCCAGACUGGGUUAAGAGUAUUUCUAUGAAAUUUCUGAAAUCUAACAAAAAAACUGCUGACCUGGUGGGCAAUGAGAAAAUGAAAGCUAGCAUUAAUGUUAGGCAUAUUGUUCUCCCAUGUUCUAGUUCUGCCAGGUCCCAACUUAUUCCAGAUGUUAUACGUUGCUAUUGCAAUGGAGGUCGGACAAUUAUAUUUACUGAGACAAAGGAGUCUGCUUCUGAGCUUGCAGGGCUGUUGCCUGGUGCACGAGCUCUGCAUGGUGAUAUACAGCAGUCACAACGUGAGGUCACCUUAGCUGGUUUCAGGGCUGGGAAGUUUACAACAUUAGUGGCCACUAAUGUGGCAGCCCGUGGUUUGGACAUUAAUGAUGUUCAGUUAAUUAUCCAGUGUGAACCCCCACGUGAUGUAGAAGACUAUAUCCAUCGAUCUGGGCGCACUGGAAGAGCAGGUAAUACUGGAGUUGCUGUGAUGCUUUAUGAUCCAAGAAGGUCAAAUAUAUCAAAAAUAGAAAGAGCAUCUGGUGUGAAAUUUGAACACAUAUCUGCUCCUCAGCCUGCUGAUAUUGCCAAAGCUGCUGGUGGGAAUGCUGCUAAAUUGAUAACCCAGGUGUCUGAUAGUGUCAUCCCUGCUUUCAAAUCUGCUGCGGAGGAUCUUUUAAACAAUUCAGGCUUAACAGCUGUUGAAUUACUUGCAAAAGCUCUUGCCAAGACUAUUGGUUAUACUGACAUAAAGAAAAGAUCACUACUCACUUCCAUGGAGAACCAUGUCACGUUACUUCUUGAGAUUGGCAGACCCAUCUAUUCCCCUUCAUUUGCAUUUGGAAUCUUGAGGAGAUUCUUGCCUCAGGAGAAGGUUGACUCAAUCAAGGGUCUUACUCUCACUGCAGAUGGAAAUGGUGCUGUUUUUGAUGUGUCAGCUGAAGACUUAGAUACCUUUCUGAAUGGUCAGGAAAAUGCUGCUAACGUUAGUUUAGAAGUAUUGGAGGCAUUGCCAAGUUUGCAAGAAAGAGAACAAUCAAGAGGUAGAUUUGGUGGUGGUCGAGGCGGUGGCGGCAAUAGGUUUUCUGGUGGAAGGGGUGGCGGCAGAUUUUCUAAUGACAGAAAUGGUAGGUUUUCCAAUAAUUCUAGAAGUGGGAGAGGUAGGGGCAACAAUGGGGCAAAGAGGUGGUGAAAGGAUUGAGUGUAGUCUAUUUGUGAAGACUAUUGAAGUAGUAGGUUUAGUGUUGGUAUUAUAUGGAGGAUUAAUGUUCUGAUGGGGUCAAGUUAUCCUCAUAAUUAACUCAGAAUAUUCUUAUUUUUUUUUAAUGCUAUUCAUUUUUUGUCAUUCUCAUACGUCUGGGGUUGGCUUUGCCCCCCAGUUUGUAUCACUUUUGUUUGAUGUCGCAUUAUUUUUCUCAUUUUUCACUUAGUGUAAUAUCAGUUUUAUAUAUCUAUGGAAAGACUUAGAAGAAAAUAUUUAUAUAUUUUCUUUUUGCCUUUGGGUCCA